Messenger RNA from Rubroshorea leprosula, 2973 nucleotides. Lineage: Eukaryota; Viridiplantae; Streptophyta; Magnoliopsida; Malvales; Dipterocarpaceae. The record is from the annotation of a GenBank genome assembly.
CCUCUGGCUCAAAUCCGAAAACAUAAGUCGAAAAAAAUGGGGAUUUUUGAGCCAUACAGAGCACUUGGGUACAUAACUAGCAGUGUUCCUUUCUCCGUUCAGCGGUUGGGCACCGAAACCUUCGUCACCGUCAGUGUCGGCAAAGCUUUUCAGAUUUACAACUGCGCAAAGCUUAAUUUGGUGCUAAUUGGUCCCCAAUUGCCGAAGAAGAUACGAGCCCUUGCUUCAUAUCGUGAUUACACCUUUGCUGCCUAUGGAACUCAUAUUGCAGUAUUUAAGCGAGCUCAUCAGGUAGCAACUUGGAGCAGACAUAGCGCGAAGGUUAAUUUGUUGCUUUUGUUUGGAGAGCACAUUCUAAGUGUAGAUGCAGAUGGAAAUAUCUUCAUUUGGGCAUUUAAAGGAAUUGAAAACAAUCUUGCUCCAGUCGGACAUAUUAAGCUUGAUGAAAAUUUUAGUCCUAGCUGUAUAAUGCAUCCUGAUACUUACUUGAACAAGGUUAUUCUUGGGAGCCAGGAGGGUUCUUUGCAGCUUUGGAACAUUAGUACGAAGAUAAAGCUUUUUGAGUUCAGGGGUUGGAAUUCAUCUAUUUGCAGUUCUGUCUCGUCACCUGCAUUAGAUGUUAUUGCGGUUGGAUGUGCCAAUGGAAGUAUUCAUGUUCACAACAUACGUUCUGAUGUGGAGGUGGUUACAUUUAAACAUUCUGCACGGGGUGCUGUGACUUCCUUAUCUUUUAGCACAGAUGGACAGCCUCUUUUAGCAUCUGGAGGUUCUUCUGGGGUCAUAAACAUAUGGAAUCUUGAGAAAGGAAGGCUACAAUCAGUCAUAAGAGAAGCUCAUGACAGUUCAAUAAUCUCACUUCACUUUUUGGCUAAUGAGCCUGUUCUGAUGAGUUCAUCAGCUGAUAACUCAAUUAAAAUGUGGAUUUUUGACACAAGUGAUGGAGAUCCUAGACUUCUACGUUUUCGAAGUGGGCAUAGUGCUCCUCCACUUUGCAUAAGGUUCUAUGCCAAUGGAAGACAUAUCCUUUCUGCAGGUCAAGAUCGCGCAUUUCGCCUUUUCUCUGUCAUUCAGGAUCAGCAAAGUAGAGAGCUUUCACAACGCCACAUAUCUAAGCGAGCCAAGAAACUCAAGAUGAAAGUAGAAGAGUUAAAAUUGAAGCCAGUUGUUGCAUUUGACUGCGCUGAAAUUAGGGAAAGAGAUUGGUGCAAUGUGGUUACAUGCCACAUGGAUACCGAACAGGCAUAUGUGUGGAGACUUCAAAACUUCGUUCUUGGUGAGCAUAUCCUGAGGCCAUGUCCUGAAAACCCAACUCCAGUUAAGGCCUGUGCCAUCAGUGCUUGUGGCAAUUUUGCUGUUCUUGGGACUGCAGGUGGUUGGAUUGAGCGAUUCAACCUUCAAUCAGGAAUCAGCCGAGGCUGCUAUGUUGACCUGUCAGAAAAAGGACGUGCUCAUCAUGGAGAAGUCAUUGGAGUUGCUUGCGAUUCUACAAAUUCCCUGAUGAUAAGUGCUGGAUAUCAUGGAGAUAUAAAGGUUUGGGAUUUUAAGGGACGUGAACUAAAAUCCAGAUGGGAAGUUGGUUGCCCUCUGGUAAAGAUUGUGUACCAUCGUCUUAAUGGUCUUUUGGCUACAGUGGCAGAUGAUUUAAUUAUUCGUCUGUUUGAUGUUGGGGCAUUAAGAAUGGUUCGUAAAUUUGAAGGCCAUGCAGACCGUAUUACAGAUUUGUGUUUCAGUGAAGAUGGCAAAUGGCUUUUGUCAUCAAGCAUGGACGGGAGUCUGAGAAUUUGGGAUGUGAUUUUGGCAAGACAAAUUGAUGCUGUUCAUGUCGAUGUAGCUAUCACGGCAUUGUCCCUGUCACCAAAUAUGGAUGUUUUGGCAACUGCCCAUGUUGAUCAGAAUGGUAUCUACAUGUGGGUUAACCAGUCUAUGUUCUCUGGAGCUUCAAAUGUGGAUUCAUUUGCAAGUGGGAAGGAAGUUGUAAAUGUCAAGUUGCCAUCUGUCUCUCAGAUGGAUGGUUUACAAGUAGAGGAUUCUGAUGAGCGUGCCAUUGACCACUCAGUCUCUGAAGAUGUUUCUACUGUUUCUUCAAUACCUAAUAAGCAGAUUCCAGGGCUGGUGACCCUCUCUUUGUUGCCAAAGAGCCAAUGGCAGAGCUUGAUCAAUUUAGAUAUCAUAAAGGUCCGCAAUAAACCCAUUGAGCCUCCCAAACAACCUGAAAAGGCUCCUUUCUUCUUGCCUACAGUUCCAUCUCUUUCUGGCGAAAUAAUAUUCAAGCCCAGUGAGUCAGCUGAUGAAGAGAAUGGUGGUGAAAGUGAUGAGAUGGCAAAGAGUCAAACAAAAUUAGACAUGCCACCAUCACAGUUUGUGCAACUCCUGCAGUCCUCUGCAAAGAUGAAAAAUUUUUCAGUGUUUACUGAUUAUCUUAAAAGUUUGUCACCUUCAACUUUGGACAUGGAACUGCGAAUGCUUCAGAUUGUAGACGAUGAUCAGCAAGAACUUGAUAAGAGAUCUGAGAUGAUUUUCAUUGAACUGCUUUUGGACUAUUUUAUCCAUGAAAUUUCAUGCAGAAACAACUAUGAGUUUAUACAAGCCCUUCUCAAGUUAUUUUUAAAGAUACAUGGUGAAACAAUACGCAGUCAUUCAAGAUUACAAGACAAGGCAAGUAAGCUUCUGGAAAUUCAUUCGGAUGUAUGGCAGAGAAUAGAUAGAUCAUUCCAAGUUACGAGAUGCAUGGUCACAUUUUUCAGCAACUCACAAUUUUGAGGUUCUUUCUACCUUUUGUUUUAUUAUCUGAUGAAAUCUUUUCUAGAUGUGGUUCUACUAACCCAAUGAAGGUUGGUACCACUAUUCUGUGAGACAGUUCUCCUGCAACUGUUGCCAGAAUGAGGACGUUAUAAAUUGCAAUUUUUGAUAAAAAAGAGAUUAGCAAAGCAUCAUUUAUCUGUUCUGACUCAACAGUUCAAACAUUUACAAGAG